This is a messenger RNA of Nematolebias whitei (Rio pearlfish), 4952 nucleotides long. It is a transcript of the gene ptprt, whose product is annotated as protein tyrosine phosphatase receptor type T. Gene Ontology annotation, cellular component: membrane. Gene Ontology annotation, molecular function: protein binding; protein tyrosine phosphatase activity. Bases 295 to 4368 code for a protein of 1357 amino acids. The record is from RefSeq and is a predicted model, not a curated record. NCBI's taxonomy places the organism in Eukaryota, Metazoa, Chordata, Actinopteri, Cyprinodontiformes, Rivulidae. Gene Ontology annotation, biological process: protein dephosphorylation. The transcript is spliced from 34 exons.
CUCCAACAGCUCGGCUGUGUGUCAGACGAGUCUGAGCGCACGCGCACGCUGCUCCCUCCGUCUCCUUGUCACACGCACACAUGCACGCGCAGUGACGCGCACUCCCCUGUUGUCGGACCCAGGAGGAGAGCAGCUUCCAACUUAUUGUCGCUUCGCUUCAACUUUGAGAUUUUUCCUCCAAUGCGCGGAUUUAAUUUGUGUCCCGGACUGAGGACGCUACGGACCAGACCGGAUAUGUAAAAGACCCAGGUGGUGCCACAGAACCAGAACCAGAAGAGGGACAAGGCAGAAGAAAUGGAUGAACGGAGUAAUUGUCUCGCUUUGACACCGUUCUUGUUUUUCUUGGGACUUUUUGGAUUUACUGACGGACAGUUCUUCCCAGGCGGCUGUACAUUUGAGGAGUCCUAUAGCAGCUGUGGAUACAGCGUGUCUCUAGGAACCAAUGGAUUCACCUGGGAACAAGUCAACUCCUGGGAAAAACCCACCAUGGACCCCGCCUUGCCAACUGGUUCCUUCAUGGUUGUGAACGCUUCAGGUCGAGCGUCGGGGCAGAAGGCUCACCUGUACAUGCCCACGCUGAAGGAGAACGACACUCACUGCGUCGACUUCCUGUACUCGCUGUCCAGCCGGGACGGAGCCAGCCCCGGCACGCUCAAUGUCUACGUCAAGGUGAACGGCGGCGCUCAAGGUAACCCCGUGUGGAACGCCUCAGAUACCGUGACCGAAGGCUGGGUGAAGGCCGAGCUGGCCAUUUCUACGUUCUGGCCCAACUCCUAUCAGAUCAUAUUUGAAGCCGUUUCGGUCCAAGGUCAUCCAGGCUUCAUCGCCGUCGAUGACAUCAGAGUUCUGGCUCACCCGUGCCGUAAAGCCCCUCACUUCCUGCGGCUGCAGAACGUGGAGGUAAACGUGGGUCAGAACGCCACGUUUCAGUGCACGGCUGGAGGAAAAUGGUCCCAGCACGACAAACUGUGGCUGCAGCAGUGGAACGGUAAAGACACGGCGCUGAUGGUGACCCGGGUGGUGAACCACCGUCGUUUCUCAGCGACGGUCAGCGUCGGCGACACGUCGCAGCGCAGCACCAGCCGCUACCGCUGCGUCAUCCGGUCAGACGGAGGAUCAGGAGUGUCCAACUACGCCGACCUCAUCGUCAAAGCCCCGCCUACUCCCAUCGCGCCGCCGGAACUUCUCGCCGUCGGCGCCACCUACCUUUGGAUCAAGCCCAACGCCAACAGCAUCAUCGGCGACGGACCGAUCAUCCUGAAGGAGGUGGAGUACCGCACCACUACAGGAAACUGGGCCGAGACCCACGUGGUUGAUGCCCCCACCUACAAGCUUUGGCAUCUGGACCCGGACGUGGAGUACGAGAUCAAGGUCCUGCUGUCCAGACCUGGAGAAGGGGGAACGGGACCGCCGGGACCACCGCUCAUCACCAGAACCAAAUGUGCAGAUCCGGUCCACGGGCCCCAGAACGUGAACGUGGUGGACGUCCGAGCCCGCCAGCUGACGGUUCAGUGGGAGACGUUUGGUUACGCCGUCACUCGCUGCCACAGCUACAAUCUGACGGUGCAGUACCAGUACGUGUUCAACCAGCAGGAGUUUGCAGCAGAAGAGCUGAUCCAAACGUCGUCCCACUACACUCUGAGGGGGCUGCGGCCCUUCGUCACCGUCCGGCUGCGACUCGUCCUGGCCAACCCGGAAGGCAGCAAGGAGAGCGAGGAGAUCGUCAAACAGACGGAGGAGGACGUGCCGGGUUCAGUUCCCGUGGAGUCUCUGCAGAACACGCCGUACGAGGAGAAGAUCUUCAUGCAGUGGAAAGCUCCCAACGAGACCAACGGGGCCAUCACGCUCUACGAGAUAACCUACAAGGCUCUGAGCUCCUUGGACCCCAGCGCUGAUCUGACCACCCAGAGGGGCCGAGUGUUCAAGCUGAAGAACGAAACCCAUCACCUGUUUGUCGGCCUCUACCCUGGAUCCACGUACUUCUUCACCCUGAAAGCCUCCACCAACAAGGGCUUUGGUCCGCCCGUCACCACCAGGAUCUCCACCAAGAUCGCAGGUAAGCUGGAAACUAAAAUCAACUGCAUCCGCCUGGCCCGCAAAGUGGUAAUAGGUAGGGGACAAAUAACAACGCCGUACAUUCUAGUCAUCCCAAGCGAAGGUGCGUCCACGCAAGACUCAGACGCCAUGGAGCCAGAGAAGCAGGUGGACAGCACGGUGAAAAUGGCCGGAGUGAUUGCGGGGAUUCUCAUGUUCAUCAUCAUCCUCCUCGGAGUCAUCCUCACCUUCAAACGCAGAGAGAUUCACACGUGGAGAACUCUGAGCGUGGGAAGACAUGCUUAUUCCUACUCUUAUUACCUGAAGUUGGCCAAAAAGCAGAAGGAAACCGCGAGCAGCUCCACUCAGCAGAGGGAGAUGGGUCCGGUCACCACAGCUGAUAAGAGCACCACCAAAGUGAGCACGCUGCACAAAGACGACCCUUUCUCCACCUCCAGCCAGGACCUGAAUGGCUUUAACAGCAGCCAGCCCUCGCUCGCCCAGCCCUCCCUCACCCUGCAGAGCUUUCCCUACGGAGGCUGUGAGUCGGUGGAGAUCUCCUACCAGAGCGGGCAGUUCCAGGCCGGACAGUUCCAGCCCGCCAUCCGAGUCGCCGACCUGCUGCAGCACAUCACGCAGAUGAAAUGUGGGCAGGGAUACGGAUUCAAGGAGGAAUACGAGGCCCUGGCGGAGGGACAGGCGGCACCUUGGGAGACAGCCAAGAAGGACGAGAACCGCAACAAGAAUCGCUAUGGCAACAUCAUCGCAUACCCCACAGACGAUCACACCAGGGUCCGCCUGCAGCUGCUGGAUGGAGACCCCCACUCCGACUACAUCAACGCCAAUUAUAUUGACGGUUACCACAGACCCAGACAUUACAUCGCCACACAAGGACCCAUGCAGGAGACUGUGAGGGACUUCUGGAGGAUGGUCUGGCAGGAGAACUCAGCCUCCAUCGUCAUGGUUACAAACCUGGUGGAAGUGGGACGAGUGAAGUGUGUCCGUUACUGGCCCGAUGAGACGGAGGUGUACGGAGACAUCAAGGUGACCCUGAUAGAAACUGAACCUCUGGCUGAGUACGUCAUCCGGACGUUCAGCGUCCAAAAGAAGGGUCAUCAUGAAAUACGAGAGCUCCGUCAGUUCCACUUCACCAGCUGGCCCGACCACGGCGUUCCCUGCUACGCCACGGGCCUGCUGGGCUUCAUACGGCAGGUCAAGUUCCUGAACCCGCCUGACGCUGGACCCGUGGCGGUCCACUGCAGCGCCGGAGCAGGAAGGACGGGCUGCUUCAUCGCCGUGGACAUCAUGCUCGACAUGGCUGAGAACGAAGGCGUGGUGGACAUUUUCAACUGCAUCCGCGAGCUGAGGUCGCAGCGAGUCAACAUGGUGCAGACGGAGGAGCAGUACGUGUUUGUUCACGACGCCAUCUUGGAAGCGUGUCUAUGUGGGAACACAGCCAUCCCAGUGUGCGAGUUCAGAGCCGUGUACUACAACAUCAGCAGACUGGACCCUCAGACCAACUCCAGCCAGAUCAAAGACGAGUUCCAGACUCUGAACAUCGUGACACCAAGAGUGCGUCCGGAGGACUGCAGUGUGGGUUUGCUCCCUCGAAACCACGAUAAGAACCGAAGCAUGGACGUUCUGUCAGCUGACCGGUGCCUCCCCUUCCUCAUCUCUGUGGACGGAGAGAGCUCCAACUACAUCAACGCAGCCUUAAUGGAUAGCCACAAACAGCCAGCAGCCUUCAUAGUUACCCAGCAUCCUUUGCCAAACACCAUGGGGGACUUCUGGAGGUUGGUGUUUGACUACAACUGCUCCUCCAUCGUGAUGCUCAACGAGAUGGAUGCAGCACAGCUGUGCAUGCAGUACUGGCCGGAGAAGAACUCGUGCUGUUACGGUCCGAUUCAAGUGGAGUUCAUCUCAGCAGACAUCGAUGAAGACAUCAUCAAUCGAAUCUUCAGGAUCUGCAACAUGGCCAGGCCGCAGGACGGUUACCGUUUGGUGCAGCACUUCCAGUUCAUCGGCUGGCCGGCCUACAGGGACACGCCCCUUUCAAAGCGCUCCAUCCUGCAGCUGGUCAGGAGGUUAGCCAAGUGGCAGGAGCAGUACGAUGGAGGGGAUGGCAGGACGGUGGUGCACUGCCUAACUGGAGGGGGUCGAUCUGGAACGUUCUGUGCCAUCUGCAGCAUCAACGAGAUGAUCCAGCAGCAGAACAUCGUGGAUGUUUUCCACACCGUCAAGACUCUGAGGAACAACAAGACCAACAUGGUGGAGACGAUGGAACAGUACAAGUUCUGCUACGAAGUGGCUCUGGAGGCGCUCAACUCCUUCUGAGGAGACCGACCUCUCAACGCAACACCGAGACACACAAAGUGCACAACUGUGAGCUGCAGGUGUGUGUGUGCCUGCGACAACACACACACCGGUGGGUUUAGUUUGCUCAGUAAGAUGACAGACUUUACACGCUUGUACAAAGAAAAUUGUGUUUAAAAAAAAGAGGCCCCUUUUUUCUUUUUGUUUCGGCCGGGCUGUGAUGUGACGGUUGUACAGUUCUUCUUUUAGAGAUGUUCUACACCUUGAAUGUUGUCUCCUGCUGGAGGUCGGAAGCACACUGGGAGGUUUCAACAACUCUAAACGUCAUUUUUAACCAAAUGACUGUGCCACUAAAAACAAAAGCAUCGCUGCUGUUAAACUGUAGAAGAUCAUCACCGUAGCGUGAAACGUCUCCUGAGAGCCGGUGAUGAAUCUCAGGAGCAACCGGCUGCAGGUGGCCUUCAUAAAACGAAGCAUCAGAUCUAGAGGUGAACAGAAUCCACAGGAAGGAAGAAUUGUAACAACUUGGUUGAACCUAAAGUUAAAAACCUGCAGUUGUUUCUAUUUUUGUGUAUUUAGAUUGAACAAAAGGACAAAUAUGAGCU